UUGACAAAUAAAGCUCACCUGCAGUCAUUCCAAAAGUUAAGGAUAUCUCGUCUCUCUCCGUCUCACAAUAGUUUCCUUCCGGAACUUCAUAUUCGUGGUCAAAAGCUUUCGCAGGACAUCAUAGUACAACAUGUCGGCCCCCAAAGAACUUAAGAUGGAAUACACAAGACUCGGUAACUCGGGACUAAAGAUAUCCAAGGUUAUCUUUGGUGCCAUGUCUUUUGGAUCAUCUGAAUGGCAAGAUUGGGUACUCGACGAGGAGGAAGCUCUUCCACUAUUGAAACACGCAUACGAUCUCGGGCUGAAUACAUGGGACACUGCAGAUACCUACGCCAACGGAAGAUCCGAGGAAAUCAUCGGAAAAGCAUUGAAACAAUACUCAAUUCCAAGAAACAAGGUUGUUAUUCUUAGUAAAUGCUAUUAUGGUGUUGCUGAAGAUGGAACACAACCACACAUUUCGACGCUUCGCACAAAUGAUGGAGAGAUGGUCAACCGGGUUGGCCUGAGCAGAAAACAUAUUCUUGAUGCUGUGGACAAGAGUGUUGCUCGAUUAGGAACACAUAUCGAUGUCCUGCAGAUCCACAGACUCGAUCGCGAUACUCCCAGGGAGGAAAUCAUGAGAGCCUUGAAUGAUGUUGUGGAAAGUGGCAAAGUUCGGUAUAUUGGUGCAAGCAGUAUGGCUGCAUGGGAAUUCCAAACGCUACAAAAUAUCGCCGAGAAGAAAGGCUGGCACAAAUUUAUCUCCAUGCAAAAUUAUUACAACUUGCUUUACCGUGAAGAAGAACGAGAGAUGAUCCCAUACUGUAGAGACGUUGGUGUUGGACUCAUUCCGUGGAGCCCAAUUGCCCGAGGAGCACUUGCUCGUCCUUUCAAUGACCGAGGCACAAAACGGGAAAAUAGUGAUAUGAUGCUCAAGGCUUUGAUCCGUAGCAAAGAGACUGAAAUCGAUAAAACCGUCAUUAAUCGUGUUGAGGAGAUUGCAAAGAAAAAUGGAGUUAGCAUGGCAACUAUAGCUGUUGCUUGGUGUCUUAGCAAGGACAGUGUCAAUCCAAUUAUUGGUUUGAGUAGCAAAGAGAGAAUUGAGCAAGCAGUAGAGGCCGUCAAAUUCGCCAGUUCUGGGAAAUUGACUGCAGAGGACAUUGCAUAUCUUGAGGAAAGCUACGCACCUAAGGUUGUACAAGGUUAUUAAAAUAUAUUGAGUGGCAACCAUGUGGCUUGCAAGGACAGGAAUCACAACCAGGUCCAUGUACUUCAUGGUGUCAUACCUUUCUCUUGGUCCAACAAAGAAUGCCGUUCGUGUCACAAACAGGUGAUUCAUGCUUUGUCGUUUGUCUUUUCUAAAAUGGGAUUCCUCUUCACUGUCCAUUCAUAUCUCACAAAUUGAUUAUCCGACUCGAUGUAAGUCAGAUACCAGAAACAAUGAAGGCUACAAAAUCAUCGCUGUCGUGGUAGAUCAGAACUACUCAACUAUUACUCGCCACCACCUAUCUUGCACCUACGUUAUUAGGAAUUGUAUAAAGUAAUGAUCAACAUGAUUAUAAAUUUCUCGGAAGACGCCCUUUUCUUCUGUACAAUCCUCGUGUUUCACCACAUCAUAUUAAAGUAACUUGGAGUUUAUUCAAGGUUCUUGCAGUAUUGAAGUCAGCUUCCCUCGACCACAAUUCAUCUACUAUCGGACCCAAACUCACGGGUCGGCUCGGUAUUCUAGCCUGGGCAAGCUUUCCCCUGAUUUUACUACUUCGUAGUUCUUAGCCUCCUGGUGGGGUAAAAAGUGGCAUCGUCAGAACU
This is a messenger RNA of Botrytis porri, 1788 nucleotides long. RefSeq lists its product as uncharacterized. The record is from RefSeq and is a predicted model, not a curated record. NCBI's taxonomy places the organism in Eukaryota, Fungi, Ascomycota, Leotiomycetes, Helotiales, Sclerotiniaceae. The transcript has 4 exons. Bases 131 to 1189 code for a protein of 352 amino acids.